AUUGAAGUGUACAGUUGAACAUUUCAGUACAAUGGAAGUCAGAUGUUAAAUUUAAUUAUUGUGUCAUACACAGGGAUUCGCUCAGGGUUGCCGUCAGUGGAAGCUGAAAAAUGAUAUAUCAGAAUUUGUCAUAUCAAUAGACCAUCUUUGGAGGUAAUGUACCUACGAUUAAGGCAAACGGUCAAUGUCUGGUUUGAUUUCAUGAUAAGGUUACUGCCUUACACGACACGAGCCUAAAUGGUUUGACGUACCAUUUGAAUUGAAUGAGAGAGUAUCAUCCGAGUACGUUUGGAUGGAGAGCAUCGCUAUAGAUUAACAUGUAACAGCACUUCAGCCAUGGAUGUUCUAAAUAAACGUUCGAAUCGGAAGUUUAUCAUAGCCGGGGUAGUAUGCUGCUUGGUGACGUUAACGUUACUAACGCUGAUGACGCGUUUAGGUGGAACGUGCCAAAUCCACCACAGCCCCGUGCCUCCGUAUCUUGACAAAACAGCGCAAAUCAAACACCCCAGAAAAAUGGAUGAAAAUAAAAUUGAAGUUGAUGAGCUACUUCAAAAGAUACGAGUUAUAUCUGAUAAGAUACGCCAACUAGAACACAAAAUCGAGCCAUCAGAUCAAGAACUCGACGCUUCUAAUACGACCAACUGGAAUAACAAUUGGGAUAAAAUGGAGAACAUUAACCGAACAGUUCUCUACAAGACACACAUCACCCUUGUCGUUGGAGGAGAAUCUAAGGGUGGUCAAAUAACACCUAAAGGUCUUCGUCAAAUGAGUCAGACAGCCGUUGCUAUAAGAGAUAUAUACCAACAACGAACAGUCAGAAUCAUACAUGCGGAGGAUCAUUCUAGCAAAAGAUCUGCCAUUGAGAUAUCUCGAGUCACACAUGGAGUGAUUUCCCAGGAUUCAUUGCUAGAUGGAGGAUAUCCUGGGACACCCGACCCUGUAGUGAACGAAACAGCUUUACCAUUAAUGGAUAUCAGAGGCUAUGUAGAGUUUCGAGAUUCUGCGAGACUAGAAGCGGGAUUUAGACGGUUUAUACAUCACGGGGAGAAAAUGGAGUACGGAACAGUGCUUGUUGCACCGGAAGUUGUUGUUAAAUACUUCAUACUAAGGUCGCUUCAACUUCCGGUUUCAAUGUGGCAAAGACUCAGCUUGGAAACUGGGAGUAUUUCAACGAUAAGAGUCGAAGUACACCAUGGCGUCUUGGUCUCAGCUAUUGGUAGUAUAGGACAUCUGACAAAAGAGUAAAAUAUUUAAACUAAAUAGAAAUUCAAGACUGAUGAACCAGAUCUUGUGUUUUGAAAAUUUAUCGAUUAUUAAGGUUUUACACCAAUGGUCAUAUGUAAAGAAUAUUUUGCAUUUUUAGCUUUUAACACAGAUUCAAGCAAUU
Owenia fusiformis is the source of this 1387-nucleotide messenger RNA. The record is from the annotation of a GenBank genome assembly. NCBI's taxonomy places the organism in Eukaryota, Metazoa, Annelida, Polychaeta, Sabellida, Oweniidae.